Thamnophis elegans (Western terrestrial garter snake) is the source of this 960-nucleotide messenger RNA. RefSeq names its product Spi-C transcription factor (gene SPIC). Gene Ontology annotation, cellular component: nucleus. NCBI's taxonomy places the organism in Eukaryota, Metazoa, Chordata, Lepidosauria, Squamata, Natricidae. The transcript is spliced from 6 exons. Gene Ontology annotation, biological process: cell differentiation; regulation of transcription by RNA polymerase II. The record is from RefSeq and is a predicted model, not a curated record. The coding region runs from base 1 to 960 and encodes 319 amino acids. Gene Ontology annotation, molecular function: DNA-binding transcription factor activity, RNA polymerase II-specific; sequence-specific DNA binding.
AUGAGCUAUGCAAAACAUACCAAAGCAAACCAAUGUUUAUGGUUGCAGAGUUUUACAGGCCAAGACCUAUUUGGACAAGCUCUUGAAGAUGCCUUGGAGGUGUUACAGCAACAUUCGGACAGCACCAAUAAUUAUAUGCCAGGAGAUUAUAAAAACCAUCUGACUUGCCAUCACAAUCUUUUCCAAACAAAUAUGAAUAACUUGCCUGAGUCUUUCAUUGGAGAAACAACAUAUAACUGGAAUAAUACAACAAAAUUUAUGGGAGACUUUAUCAUUAGUCUAUCUGUCUAUCAAGAGGAGAAUUACCAAGAAUGUAAACUUAUGAAACCUAUUUUGAUAAUAAAUCUUAUUGCACUCUGUGGAAGCUACGUCUCUGUUAAUAUUCCUAAAAGUUCAAAUGACACUGACUUGUAUUCUGGAGCUAGCUAUUGUACCCUGCAGACUGUUCAAGAAAAUGAAAACAUGUAUACCACAUCUCUUCAGCAAAAAAGCAACAGAGGUCGGAAAAGAUUACGACUGUUUGAGUAUAUUCUUGAGUCUCUUCAUAAUCCGGAGAUGGCAAACUGUAUCCAGUGGAUCGAUAAAGCCAACGGUGUCUUCCAGUUUAUUUCCAAAAACAAGGAGAAAUUGGCAGAACAGUGGGGGGAACGCAAAGGAAAUCGGAAAGUCAUGACCUAUCAGAAAAUGGCAAGAGCCCUGCGGAAUUAUGGGAGAACAGGAGAAAUAACUAAAAUCCGAAGGAAGCUGACCUAUCAGUUUGGUGCUGUGGUUUUGCGAAGGCUCUCUCUAGCCUGCUUUUCUGGAAAAGAUGGAAAUAUUGGUGAUCAAUUUGUUAAAGCUGAACAGGGAUGUCUAUAUGCAGCUGACUGGUUUACUUAUCAAAACUGCAUAAACCAAAAAGGCUGUGACUUACAACAGGACAGCGACCUUACAAGUUCAUUCUACUGUGAAGCUUACUAA